Myripristis murdjan (pinecone soldierfish) is the source of this 13089-nucleotide messenger RNA. RefSeq names its product myosin XVAb (gene myo15ab). The coding region runs from base 1 to 12990 and encodes 4329 amino acids. Gene Ontology annotation, molecular function: protein binding; cytoskeletal motor activity; ATP binding. The record is from RefSeq and is a predicted model, not a curated record. The transcript has 74 exons. Gene Ontology annotation, cellular component: myosin complex; cytoskeleton. NCBI's taxonomy places the organism in Eukaryota, Metazoa, Chordata, Actinopteri, Holocentriformes, Holocentridae.
AUGCCAGGCAAGAAAGACGCCAAGAAAGACACCAAGAAAGACACAAAGAAAGGCGGAAAACCUGAACCAGAGAAAAAGAAGGAAGAAGAGAAGAAAGGGAAAGAUGACAAAAAGGCAGGAAAAGAUGAUAAGAAAGGCAACAAGGAUGAUAAGAAAGGAGGGAAGAAAGGGAAGGAAGAGCCCCCCAAGGGCAAAGGGAAAGAUGAUGGGAAAAAGGGAAAAGAUAAAGGGAAGGGAAGGAAAGUAGAGUCAGAGGAGGAAGAGGAUGAGCUGUUGAGUGAUGAGUUAGAAGAGGAAGAGCUGAGUGAAGAAGAGGAGGACGAAGAUGAGGAAGAUGAGGAUUACAGGAAAGGGAAGGGGCGAGGGGGCAAGGGGGCUAAAGGAAAGAAAGGAGGAAAGUCUAGACGUGGGGAUUAUUCUGAUGAGGAUGAAGAGGAAGAUGAAGAGGAAGAAGAAGAGGAUGAAGAUGAGGAUGAAGAAGAUUAUGGGAAAUCCAAGAAGAAAUCCAAAGACCAUCAUAAAGGAGGGAAGUCUGAAGGGAAGAAGAAAGGGAAGAAGAGAGAGGAGAGUACUGCACCAAUCAAGGAUAUCCCAAGGAAAGGCCUGAAGAACAUGUCCAGGAUGUUUAUGAAAUUCUCUGGCUUCAAGAGGCGCCGGAACAGCAGGAAGAAGCUGAAAAGUACGUCACGUUUAUUCCUGGGGUUGGGAAAGAGGAAGACCCGCCUGGCCAAGAAAAAACGCCGCAAGUCUAUGCUGAAGAACACUUCUCGAUUCAUGAUGAGGUUUAAGGCAAGUAAAAAGAGGAAAAAGGAAAAGGAGGCCAAGGAGAAAGCAGCAGCAAAUGGUGGGAAGAAACCAACAUAUAUGAUACUCCGUUUGGGAGGGGGGUCACAGAAGGGGGGCUUUUUUAAAGGUUUGUUUGGGAGGAAAGGAAGUACUGGCCCAGCAGAAGAUUUCAAGAACAGCAGUAUGUUGCUGGGUAAGGUUGCAGGAGCAACCAAUUGGCUGACUAAACGCUUUCUGUCCAAUAAAAUGCGAACAAAUGCAGGACAUCAAGGCUGGGGGAGACGUAGAGCAAGCCGACAAGCCAGCCAUCUCCAUGGUUACCAUAAUGGUGCUUAUGAGCAUGGGGAGGAGGCAUAUGCAUAUGACCAUCACCAUUCAUUCCACCAGAAAAGCCUUGGAGGCUAUGAUGCUGGUUAUCCUGGCUAUGAUGACGAGGCAGCUGCAUAUGCAGAUCAGUUUGGUUACUAUGACAAUGGAGCAGGGGGGGCAGACUAUCAGGACCUAGGUUACUAUGAGGAAGAGGGACUCUAUGACCCCAAUUCUGGAUAUUAUGACAGUGGUCUUUAUGACGAUGGGACAGGGCAAUAUUAUGACCCCUAUUUCCCUGAUCAAGGCUAUAACAAUCAGGAAGUUGAUUACUAUGGUUACCAGCAACAACAGGCAAUGGCAAUGUAUGAUGAGGGUCUGGACUAUUAUGCAGCAAUGGGGAAGGACUAUAAUGUCUAUGGAGAUGAGAUGGCUGGGUACCUAGACCCCCAGGCUCAGGGUUAUUUUGAUGAUGGUCAAGGGGGUUAUUUCAGUGAUGGACAAAUGGGUUACUAUGACGGUGGGCAAGCUGGUUAUGAUAACCCCUAUGCAGCAACAAUGGAUAUGCAAGGAAUGCAGGGAUUUACACCAGACUAUCAACUCAGCUACAGUGAGGCUGGCAUGCCCUACCAAGACUACAGCUCCCAGCAGGCCAUGGGACACCUACCUGCAAUGCAGCAGGUCUAUGGCUUAGGGGGGCAAGGGAUGGAACAAGUACAGGGCCUGUAUGGGGCGCAAUAUCCAGACCAGUUGGAUCAAUAUGGGAAUGAUAUUGGUGGGUUUCAAGGAGGAGAGAUGACAUUCAAAGUGCCCAGGCCACAAGUGCGUCUGUUUGGGAAAGAACGUCUAGAUGUGCCCAUGCCCCCACCACCCACCUUGCCACCUGAUCCAGAAUUUGAAAACAUGUCAGAAAUCCAGUAUGAGGACCAGUCACUUUUUGCACCAGAUCAACAGCCUGACAUGAUGGCACUCCAAGAACAAAUGAUGUUUCCACAGCAACAAACUAUGAUGUCUCCUCAAGGACAAAUCAUGAUGUCCCCACAACAACAAACUAUGAUGUCUCCUCAAGGACAAACCAUGAUGUCCCCACAACAACAAAUGAUGAUGUCCCCUCAAGAACAAAUGAUGUCACAACAACAAAUCAUGUCUCCUGAAGAGCAAAUGAUGAUGACAUCACAGAUGAUGCCACCACAGCAACAGGUGAUGUUACCACAAGAACAGAUGAUGAUGUCUUCUCAAAUGAUGCCAUCACAGAUGAUGCCACCACAACAGAUUGUGUCUCCGCAGCAACAAAUGAUGUCCCCACAAAUGAUGUCACCCCAGCAACAGAUGAUGCCACAACAAGCAAUGUCACUACAGCAACAACCAGUGAUGCUGCCACAACAGCAGAUGAUGUCUCCACAAAUGAUGUCACCACAGCAUCAGAUGAUGUCAGACCAGAUGAUGAUUUCACAGCAGCAGGGUUAUGGACCCCCAACAAUCCCAACCCCAACUGCCAUGCUUAUCAAGCAGGCACAAAUGUCGCCCCUUCCUUCCCGUAUCUUGCCCUCUCCUACUCCAUCUCGUCGUUCUGUCAUGAUUCCUUCACCCCAGAUGCAACAUCACUCUCCUGUUGCUUCCCCAAGAGCCUCCCCUAUUUUCCCGCAGAGACGAAGCCCCUCCCCACAGCCCUCCAUGCGUGGUGCGUUUCAUAGCAAUGUCCAAAGGCCUCCCUCCGUUAUGUCAAGACGGUUCUCACCACCUCCCUCUCCUAUGGCUUUGGGCCGUUCCCCCCGAAGAAUCCAACCUCAUAGACCCCCCUCUCCUUUGGCUCGGUCUCCCUCACCUCCCCACUCUCCCCGUGCAUCCAUGAUCCGUCGCAGUCCUCCAGCCUCACCAAGAGCCUCCAUGAGGCGACGCUCUCCACCCUCCCCUCGUGCCUCAAUCAGGAGGCGAAGCCCCCCGCCACCUUCACCUUCAUCUGCCCCUGCCCGCAGCCCAUUCGGAGGAAGGAGGCUUGGGUCACCCUCCCGUCCCCUCUCCCCGCAUCUUACAUCCCCGCCUCCUCUCUCCCCACAGCUUAGCCGAAGACCUUCUCCUUCACCAUCCCCUUCCCAUCGCAGUUUUUCUCCUGCAGGGCCCCGGCCUGCCCCGCCAUCUCCUACCCUUUCCCGUCGCUCCACUCGUCUGCUUAGGGACCCCACCCCAUUGGUCAGACCCAGGAUGGGUGGCAAUGUUCCCUUAGGUACUGUUCGGCCCUCCCCUAUGGGUCUCCGGGGUAGACCAGUGCCCCCACCCACCCAGAAUGUGCUUCCAUUCCGUCCCUCUUCUAUACGGAGCAAUAGGUCCUCUGUUCUCACAGUGGACUCCCUCCACUCUUCCCCUUUUCACUCCCCUCACAUGGCUCACCGUGUUCCCCUUGGGAGGCGGGAAUCUGGCCGGCUACCUCCUCGCCCCGUGGCUCGAGGGCGCCCCCUCAUGGCCCGGCAGUCCAUCAGAAGAAUGCCUCCCCCAUCUCCACAACCAUCUCUUAAACACAUGUCACGCCCUGUAUCCCCCCGCCUCUCUCCAGGAUUUUCUCGGCAACCCUCCCCCUUCCUUCCCCCCCAAGCUGUUCCUCAACCCAUCCAUGCACCACAGCCUUAUGUGCCAAUGUCACCUUAUGGACAGCCUGUUGCUCCCUCUUCUCCCAUGCUCUCUGGAGCUCUGCAGAAUCAGGCACUACGAGAUGCCUCCUAUGCUUCACCUUUACAAAGGCCAAUGUCACCUUAUGAACAGCCUCUGCCUCCUUCCUCCCCCAUGCUGUCUGGAGCUUUGCAAAACCAAGCAGUAAGGGGAGCAUCCUAUGUGUCUCCACUUCAAAGGCCUCAGUCUCCUUAUGGCCCAUCAGUACCUUCAUCUCCAGUGCUCACUGGAGCCAUGAAACAUGGUCAUGCACUCAGAGGUGUGGCUUCCUAUCAGACUCCAGCCCUGCAUUCACCAUAUGGCCCAACUGUAGUGACUCCGUAUGACUAUAUAUCUGAGCCUGCCCCAGCGCCAAUGCUCCAUGAUGCCCUACAGAACCGGUCUGACUUGCAGAGUGUCUCGUCAUUAAGAACCCCAAUGAUGCAUCGCCGGAACCCUUAUGCACCCACUGGGCCUCAGCUCCAACACGCACUGCACCAGAACCCCAACCUCCGGCAAGCAUCUUACCAGACACCUAUGCAACUCAGACACUCGCCCUAUGGGCCCUCAACACCCUCUUCACCAAUGCUAGGCAGUGCCCUACAAAACCGCCAGAUGAUGCAGGCCUCAUACCGACUUCCAGAUGGAAGUGUUGUGUCUCCAUAUGCAACUACACCUUCCUCCCCAUUGCUUGGCAGUGCCCUACAAAACCCACAAGUCCGUGGAGCUUCGUACACCUUGCCUGAUGGAUCAAUUAUCAGGGAUCCACGUCAGCCCAUGUCUCCUAACCUUUCCCGAGCUCUUCAGAACCAGGAUCUCAAGAACGCCACCUACACUCUCCCUGACGGCACCAUCGUAGACCCAAAGCAGCAAGGACCUAUUUCUCCAAACCUUGCUAAGGCUCUGAACAACGAUGCUCUACGCAGUGCCUCCUACACCCUCCCUGAUGGGACCAUUGUGAUUGACCCCAAACAACAGAAGUCUGCCUCCCCAAGCCUUACAGCAGCACUCCAGAACCCGUAUCUCAAAAGUGCAUCUUACACGCUGCCCGAUGGGACUAUCAUCAUUGAUCCACGGAAACCUGUCUCUCCAAACCUGUCUUCUGCUCUCCAGAACCCCUCCCUGCGGAAUGCCUCCUACACACUCCCAGAAGGGACGGUGGUCACUGACCCAAACGCACCCAUAUCCCCAAACCUGGCCGCGGCCCUGAGUAACCCAGCGUUGAAAGGAGCUUCAUACACCCUCCCAGAUGGGACUAUUAUAGUGGACCCCAGGAAACCGAGGACCCCCAAUCUGGCAGCUGCACUUCAGAACCCUUAUCUUAAAGGGGUGUCCUUAACUCUGCCCGAUGGGACCAUCAUCAUUGACCCACGGAAGCCACUUUCUCCCGACUUGAGUAAAGCUCUUCAGAACAUGAACCUUCGUGGCGCAUCAUACCGGCUUCCUGAUGGCUCCCUGGUUAUCCCGGGCCAGAAACCCAGUCUUGCAGGUGCUCUGAGGAGGAACCAGGGUCUGCGCUCCACCGGGCUCUUUCAGCUCUCAGAUGACUCUGCGUUGUCUGGUGUGCCCAAACCCACUCCUCCCAAACUCAGCUCUGUGCUCAAGAAUGAUGAUGUGCGUGGUCUCAACUAUAGGCUGCCUGAUUCUUCUCUUCUCACACGUCGAUUCCACAACCCGAAACUAGGUGAGGCAAUCCAAAACCAGCACCUUCGCUAUGCCUCAUAUCGGGUGCCUACAGGACUGCAGGGGGAGGAUGCAUGCUAUGCUGUAGUACCUCCAUAUGGGCCACGCACGGGCCACUGGGCCAGGAAUGCUCGGGGAGGCGGGGAAGAAGGUGAAGAUGUCUGGGCUGCUGAGAGGGUUCUGCCACAUGGGACAGUCCAGAACUUGUCAAAAUGGUCCAUGUACAGAGAAGAGGGGGUUUUGGAGGGGUAUUCACCACCACCUCGGACCACAAAGGGACAAAGUAAGGAGCCAGACUGGGCUCCAGACAGGGAGAGGGUACCUUUGGGAACCUGGUAUGACAAGGUCUACACUAUUAUAAGCACACCCACAGCGGGCCACAGGGUGAAACGCUGGGCAGAGGGAAUGGAGGAUAUGACACAGAUGGAGGAUCUAAAUGAGACUACUGUCCUGAUGAACUUGAAGAAGCGCUACGACCAAGAGCUCAUAUAUACCUACAUAGGCAGUAUCCUUGUGUCUGUGAACCCCUACAAGAUGUUCAACAUCUACGGCACUGACAUGGUGCUGCAGUAUGAGGGCCAUGGCCUGGGAGACAACCCUCCUCAUCUUUUUGCCAUUGCUAAUCUCUCCUAUACCACCAUGAUGGAUGCCAAACAGAACCAGUGUAUUGUUAUCAGCGGAGAGAGCGGGUCAGGAAAGACUGAAGCUACUAAACUGAUCCUGCGUUACCUGACAGCCAUACAUCACAAACGCAAUGUCACACAACAGGUAUAUAUACUGGAGGCCACGCCUCUGUUGGAAUCCUUUGGGAAUGCCAAAACAGUGCGCAAUGACAACUCUUCCCGCUUUGGCAAGUUCACCCAGAUCUACAUGGACGAGGGUGUGAUCAGUGGUGCCAUAACGUCUCAGUACUUGCUAGAGAAGUCCCGCAUUGUCUUUCAGGCCAAAUCGGAGAGGAACUACCACAUCUUCUAUGAGAUGCUGUCAGGUCUUCCUCCCCAUGAGAAACGCUCACUGUAUCUGCAGGAAGCUGAGACUUACUACUAUCUGAAUCAGGGAGGGGACUGUAAGAUUGAGGGAAAGGAUGAUGCAGAGGACUUCAGACGUCUACUGAAUGCCAUGGACACUCUGUGUUUCACACCAGAGGAGCAAAAUGGCAUCUACAGACUGCUCUCCUCUGUCCUUCAUAUGGGGAAUGUCUACUUUCAACCACACCAGGCUGAAGGUCAGGAGGUGGCGUCUGUGGUGAGUGCACAGGAGAUCAGGGUGGUCGCUGAACUACUGCAGGUCUCACCUGAUGGCCUACAGAAGGCUGUCACCUUCAAACUGACAGAUACAGUGAGGGAGAAGAUCUAUACUCCGCUUACAGUGGAGAGUGCUGUGGAUGCCAGAGACGCUGUUGCCAAGAUCCUGUAUUCGCUGCUGUUUAGUUGGCUGACAGAGCGCAUCAAUGGACGGGUCUACCCUCGCAACGAAGCCCUCUACAUCUCCAUAUUGGACAUCUAUGGCUUUGAGGAGCUACAGGUGAACAGUUUUGAGCAGCUGUGCAUCAACUAUGCCAACGAAACCUUGCAGUUCUACUUUAACAGGGUCAUCUUCCAGGAGGAGCAGGAAGAGUACAUGCGGGAGCAGAUUGAGUGGCAGCAGCAGCCGUUCACCCACAACCAGGCUUGUCUCGACCUCAUCGCUGCUAAACCGCACGGCAUACUGCGCAUACUGGAUGACCAGAGCGGUUUCCCUCAGGCAACAGACCACACGUUCCUGCAGAAGUGCCACUAUCACCAUGGUAACAACCCACUGUAUGUUAGGCCAAAGAUGCCACUCCCAGAAUUCACCCUCAAACAUUAUGCUGGGAAGGUGACCUACCAGGUGCACAAAUUCUUGGAUAAGAACUUUGACGUGGUCCGCCAGGACGUCCUGGACCUCUUCAUCCAGAGCAAGAAUAAAAUCGUAUCCAACCUCUUUUUGAAGCACUCAGAGAGUGUGUCUCAGCAGAGGUCAAACCUGCGGCACAGCAGCAUGGCUCGUCGCUACCAGGCCAACACCGUCAGCGCAAAGUUCCAGAGCAGCCUGCAAGAGCUGCUGGAGAAGAUGGAGAGGUGUAGCCCUUAUUUUGUGCGAUGCAUCAAGCCAAACCAUCAUAAGGAGCCAGGAGUGUUCGAUAUGGAGCUGGUCAGUACUCAGCUGCGAUAUUCUGGUAUCAUGGAGACCAUCCGCAUCAGGAAGGAGGGUUAUCCGAUAAGAAUGCACUUUCACAGCUUUCUGUUGAGGUAUAAAGCUCUGCUGUGCCUGAAGCAUCUCCCACCGGCAGACGGGGAGAACUGUGUCAGUAUGCUACACAGCCUCUGUCCAGUAAAGAACGGCACAUAUCAGCUGGGAGUCACCAAGAUUUUCCUGAAUGAGGAGUUGUAUCAGCUGUUGGAGAGUAAGCGUGACCGCGUGUUGAACAUCGCAGCCAUCGCACUGCAGAGAUGCACACGCAUGUUCAUUUUCCGGAGGAACUUCUUCAAGGUCCGGAUGCGAGUGAUCAGGUUUGAAGCGCACUGCAGAGGCUACCUGGCCAGAAAGAAGUUUGCUUUGCGAAGGAGCUGCCUGAUUAGAUUUCGCUCCGUUGUGCUGCUCAUUGUCAACCGCCAGCGUUACAUGAGGGUACGUUUGUUUGUGUGUUUAAUGCUGUUGUCUCUCUGUCAGACAGUACUGGAGCCUGCAAGGAAGGCAGAGGAGGAUCGCAUCAACAGAGAAGUGGUAAAUGUGACAACACUGCCUAUCACUGCAGAACUGGCAGCACUGCUGCAGGCCGCUUCAGGUGGUACUGAGCUGCAUUCUGACUGCUUGGCGUUGGUCCAGGCUCCCAAGGUUCAGGUUGACACUCAGCUGACCCUGCCCCUGGAUAUCAACAACUACCUCAUCACACACUAUAUACGGGCCAUAUUCAGGGAGCCGCUGUUUGGGAUGCUGACGGCUCCGCUGGAGAAUUCUCUGACCAGACUGGAUCAAGAGUUCAAAAAAGGAGCUCUGGAUGUCUUCACUUUGAUACUUAGAUUCAUGGGUGAUCCGGAGUUGAAUGGGGCUCAGGAGAAUCUGUUUGGGAACUACAUCAUCCAGAGAGGACUGGCUAAUCCCAGCCUGCGAGAUGAGAUCCUGGCUCAGGUAGCCAAUCAGGUGUGGAGGAACCCCAACAUUUUGAAUUCAGAGCGUGGUUGGCUGCUCCUCUCUGCCUGUCUCUCUGCCUUCCUGCCCUCCCAAAGGCUGGCCAAGUAUCUGCUGAAGUUUGUUUCUGACUAUGGGCCUGAGGGCUAUGACUGUGUGUGUCAGCACCGUCUGCUUCAGGCGCUGCAGCGGCUCAGUGUUGGACCGGAGUACACCCGCACAUACCCACCCUGUCUGCUAGAGUGGACUGCCAACCGCAAGAGAGCUCACACAGUCCUGCACAUACACUGCUUUGAUGGUGUGUCCUUCCUGUGUCCGCUGCACUCCUGGACGACAGGAGAGGACCUGGCUAAAGACAUCUUACAACACAGGGGUGUGGUGGAGGGUCGUCUGGGCUGGUCGGUGCUGCUGAAGGAGCCGGCGCAGUGGGUGGAGCUGGAGGGCUCAGACUAUGUGCUGGACCUGAUGUCUGACCUCGAGCUUCCUGCCGACUUCCCCAAACACAGCAGCUACUUCAUCAUCUCUGCACAGGAGCCGAGCAGAGUGCGGGCCAACGCCAGCAUAAGCUUGUUGGGUAGUGGGUUCGACGCGAAUGAAGAUGUCAUGUCUUCCAUCAUACCGGGCAACGAAGGAUUCUCCAGUCAAGAUUUGGAGCCUCAACGAGGAAUGGAUCGCUAUCUUGAUAGCCUGUUUGACCCUGUCCUCUCCGACGGAACUGGAGAAGCCGAUAAUGCCGCAGCGCUGUCCAGCAGGAUUCGAGGGGGCGGGGGGGUUGGAGGGGGAUGGAGGGGUGGGCAGUCGGAGCAGAGCCCCUCCUCCCCACCACCUCCACCUGGAGCUGUGCGAGUCCUGCCUGUGGGAGGAGUGAUGUCACCUCCUGUUGCUGCAGUGGCACCUGUCACACCAAAUGCCCAGGAGACAGUGAUGGCCCAGCAGCAACAGGCUAUAAUAAACCAGCAGGCCAUCAUCAUGGCGCAGCAGAUGACCAUGCAAGCCAUGGCCAUAGUCAGCAGCCCAGUGACGAGCCCCCCCACCUCCCCGAUCACCAGCCCUCCUAUGAGCCCGCUGCUCCCCCACCCUCCCCCCAGCCCAUACGCCCCCGCUAGCCCCUACGCCGCCAUGCCGCUCAGUCCUUACGCUAAUAUUCCACCGAGUCCCUAUGCUAACAUACCUCCUAGCCCCUAUGCUUCAGCAGACAUACCGCCUAGCCCCUACCCCCCCACCACCCCACAGGCACAGCCACCCCAGCAGCCUCAGACUCAUCCUGCAGCCCAGCCCCAGUCCCAGCCACAGCCUCAGGCCUCUCGCCCACACCCCAACCCUCAGGUUCAGCCCAGUAAAGGCAGCAUUCCUCGGAGGAAGGCUCCAGGCGUCCCCAUAAACAAGGACCAACCAGCCAGGAAGUUUGCUCCCGUGGUGACGAGUCCCCCACCCCCUGCUGGAGAGGUGGUGAAGUCAUCGGCUCGGACUCCAGAGCACAUGGUUCCCAGCCAAGACAUUAAAGAAAUCAUCAGGCAGUACGACUCUCCACCUCCACCCCCGGACCCACUGCCACCUGGCAAGAGGAGACCAGACGGGAAGUUUAAGAAGAAGCAGACCCCUCGUGAUGAAGCUUUACAGAUCCUCAAACCGCAGAUGGACAACCCUCCCGCUCCACAGCCCAAACGUCCUGUUUCCCCCUCUGCAUCUGCAAUAAAAGACGCAGGGUUUAAACCCACAAAGACUACCAAGAAAAAAGCACCUGAACGACCUCUCCCCAUACCUCCACCAGUUUCCCGCGAGCUCCCAGUAGAGACAGAGACCAUCCAGACGCAGCUUCAUCAGAGCAGCAAUGAAGAGCACUAUACCUACACCAAUGUUCCCUGGAGGCUGUACCUGAGGAAGGAGGUUUUCUAUCCGAAAGACAGCUUCAACCAUCCUCUGGUGCUUGACCUCAUUUUCAAGCAGAUAGUGAAUGAUACUCUGUCGGAGGAAUGUGUUCGCAUCACUCGGGAUGAAAGGCAGAAAAUGAAAGCACUUUUUGCUAAACACGGGGUUGAGCAGAAUAUGGACCCAGUGGAGGAGCAUGUGAAGAAAACUAUUGUCACAGCAGCGAGGGAAACCUGGGAAAUAUACUUCUCCCGUCUGUUCCCUGCCUCGGGCAGUGUCGGAACAGGAGUGCAGGUGCUGUCAGUGUCUCACAGCGGCAUUAAGCUGUUGAAGACGGUAAAGAGCAGCGCUGCGGCUCCAGACUACUUCAGAGUCCUGCGACCUUACACUUAUGCAGAUAUCCUGUUUGUGACCAUCCCAUCUGAGAACAUGCUGGAGUUCAAUCUGACCAAUGAGAAACUGAUCCUGUUCUCAGCCAAGGCACCGCAAGUCAAACAUCUCAUAGACACCUUCAUCACUGAGAUCAAAAAGGACUCAGACUAUGUGAUUGCAGAGCGUAACUUUGUGACCGAUGACCGCUCAUUGCUCAAUUUCCACAAAGGUGACAUCAUCAGGCUGCAAGUUAUGGAUGGGCUGGAAAAGGGGCAUAGCUAUGGCUGUGUGGUGAGGAAGAAGGUUGUGUACCUGGAGGAAAUGAAGAGAGACACUCAAGAUUUUGGGUGGAAGUUUGGGGCUGUAUCUGGCCGUUCUGGUGCGUUCCCGACGGAGUGUGUGCGUCCUGUGGCUCCUCCUGACUUCCUCACCCUGCCGCUGGACCGCAGGGCCGAGCCUCGAGGAGGAGCGGGGCAGUUUGCUGUGUCAUCUGCCGUUGCUGUUGCCGUAGCAUCAACUAUGGCUGCACAUGAGAUAGAUCAAACUCUGGAGAAAGUUUCAAUUGAUGGUUUUGAUGGUGAUGCCGAUAUGGAUGAGACUCUUCUGCAGGAUACUAAAUACGACAUGGUGGAGUUUGCCAGGAAAUACUUCAGACAGGGAACAAGUGGGAAGGGAGACUCACUGAAGAGCAGGAGCAAGAACAGAGACGCCAGGGAACCCACUGAGAUGAUCAAAUUCUCCAAGACCCCUCUGUCUGAGUCUCUGAUAGAGUUUACUGACCCAACCAUGAACCGAGUGGCAGCUGAUCUCUUCUUAGCGGUGAUGCGCUUCAUGGGUGACCAUCCCUUAAGGGGACUUACAGAACAGGAAGUGGUCAGCACUUUCCUCAAGCUCGUAGGAGAGUUUAGCCUGAUGAGGGAUGAGGCUUACUGCCAGGUCAUCAAACAGCUUACUGCUAACACCAGCUCCAAGACUGAUAGCUGCCAACGUGGCUGGAGGCUGCUCUAUAUCCUGACUGCUUUCCAUCGCUCCUCUGAGGUCCUGAAGCCCUUCCUGCUGAAAUUCCUGCAGCAGGCCCAUCGCAGCGCUGGAGUAGCAUUUCAGGGCAUUGCUAAAGCAUGCGAGCAGAACCUGAAGAAGACGUUCCAAUAUGGCGGCCGUGUCGUCCCUCCCAACAGCAUGGAACUGAAGGCCAUGGUGGUGGGACGGAGUUCCAAGCGCCAGCUGUUUCUCUUCCCUGGAGGCAUUGAGCGUCACCUGAAGAUCAAGACAUGCUCUGUUGCUCUGGAGGUGAUUGAGGAGCUGUGUUAUGAGAUGGGCUUGCAUAGACUGGAGGCAAUGGAUGAAUACACAAUUUUUUUAGUCACCAAUAGAGGCCAGAAUGUGCGUCCUCUGAACAAGCAUGAAUAUAUCCUGGAUAUUGCUACAGAGGCAGAGCCAGUGGACAGCAACUACAGCUUCUGGUUCAGGCGGGUUGUCUGGACUCAGCCACUCAAGUUUGACAAUGAACUUUGUGUCGAAAUGCACUAUAACCAGGUGCUGCCUGACUACCGUAAAGGCCUCCUGAAUGUGCUUCCACGAGGAAAAGUUAGCGAUCAACAGUUCCACCAGAUCUCCAAACUGGCAGCUUUGCAGCACAGAGCCAAAGACAUCGUCUUCAUCCCCAGCAUCCAUGAACUGUCAGAGUACAUCCCUCCGCCUCUAUUCAAGAAGCAGUCCCCACAGCAGUGGUCUGCCUUGGUAACGCAGCACAUGCAGCAAAUACAGAACCUGAGCCCCCACCAGGCCAGAGCACAGUUUCUGGGGCUCGUCAGUGCAUUCCCCAUGUUUGGCUCCUCGUUCUUCUACAUCCACAGCAGCAGCUCCACCUCCUACUACGCUCCCUGCAUCCUUGCCGUCAGUCAACAUGGUCUUCACUUCCUGCACAAAGAGACACAUGAGGUGAUGGCAGUGGUCCCCCUGGUGGAGGUGCAGUCCAGUCGUACCCAAAGACCGACUGCAGGGACCAGCUACCCCUAUGUAGACCUCACCCUGGGAGACAUGAACACACAGCGGCUUACUCAGCUACAGCUGGAGCAGGGCCUGGAGCUGUGUCGAGUCAUCGCCAUGCAAGUGGAGAACAUGAUGUCAAUGCGAGAGAAGAGACUCACCCUGCCGCCCAGUGAAAUUACCAUGUUGUAACACAUGCUCAUUCACGCAGUGACACAGGAUAGUGUGCAGGCACAUGCACGCAUGCAAACACAUGCACAUGCACGCAUGCAAACACAUGCACAUACACAC